AUGAACCACAAGGUAAUGUGCCCUUGUGCGACACAAGCUGAAACUCCUUUCUUAUUCCCCAAUUCCCUCUCUCCCGCUCUUUUCUCUCUCUCCCAUUCCCGUUCUUCCCUCUCUCCCCCAUUCCCCCUCUCCCCUCACUCCCCCCCCACCUUAGCGCCGUGCGCCAGCUGGCUGCUGAGCCACGAUGACGUCAUCUUGGGCAUCCCGUCCGGGAUUACCGGGGCUGCAUUGGAGCAGCACUGCCCCUCGCACACAGGUCCGGGCAUGUCGAACGUUGCCCCCCCAUCCCCCACAUUCCCCCCGUUCCCCCCGCCUGCGGCAGACGGGGGAGUGGGGGACGCGGGGGUCGUUAGUGGGGUUCCGCUUGAAGCCCCCCCAGGGGAUGGGGAGGAGGGCUGGGCGGAAGGAGCGGAAGGGGAGGCGGAAGGCGGAGCGGCUGGGGAAGCGGAAGGGGGAGCGGAAGGGGAGGAGGAAGCGGGAGCGGAAGGGGAGGAGGAAGCGGGAGCGGAAGCAGGGGCUAAGGGCGCGGAGGAUGCGGGAGCGGAGGCGGAGGGAUCCGCGCCUCGGGUCGUUGUGCCUCGAGUGGUGGUGGUAGGCCUGGAGUCGGGUCGGUCGAACGUGAACCCGUGGAGCAAGGGGCUGCUCGACUUGAAGAUGCCCGCCGUGCGACCCGGAGAUUUUCUUUUGUUCCGCUGGUUCGGCCAGAUGCGAGACGUGCAGCAGUUCCCGAACAAGCAGGCAUUUGACAGCUGUGAUUUCUCGAGAGCAGACCCGGCCGGCGGGGCUGACGUCAUCACGGUGGUGUCGGCGAGGGAAGGGGCGGAGGAGGAGGAGGACGAGUCUUUGCAACGACUGAGAGCGCUGCGACAGGUGGUGUGGGGAGGGGGGAAGGAGGGGAUGGUGGAAAAUGGUGAGGGAUGGUGGGUGGUGGUGGGCGGUGCUGGAGGUGGUGGGGAUGGUGGGGGUGGUGGGGAUAGUAUAGUGUGGUAG
This is a messenger RNA of Closterium sp. Naga37s-1, 990 nucleotides long. NCBI's taxonomy places the organism in Eukaryota, Viridiplantae, Streptophyta, Zygnematophyceae, Desmidiales, Closteriaceae. The record is from the annotation of a GenBank genome assembly.